CUGGUGUUGUUGCCAUUUUCCACACCGAGAUUGUCGACAGCAUGGGAGUCCUGGACGCAUUGCGCAAGUACCAGAUCCUCGCGACGUCGUCCGCGGCCUCCGUCCCGCUCCCGGAUGUGAAUCCGGAAGACCUGUCCUCUAACUCGUUGGUGGAGGCCGUGGAAGCCAUCGAGAAGGCUCGCAAGGCGCUGCCGAACCCUGGCCUCUACGAGAACAUUCUCGGCGAAGUCAAGUCGGUGUUGAUGCCUGGGACGUUCGAAGGGUUUCGUUUUGACCUGCAGCGCGGGUUGGGCCAGCGCUUCGCGGUCAACCAUGCGCUUCUCCUCGGCAACCCCAUGAUUCCAGGCGGCGUGUACCAAUUCGGCGCGACGUGCGUCCUUGGGGAUGGACCCGACCCGAUGCUUCUCCGCGGCAACGUCUCCCACGACGGGUCGGUGGACGCGCGAUGGCACUUGAAGCUCAGCAACGCGUUGAAGAUGCGCGCCCAGGCGCAACUCAAGCAGGAAGCGCAUGCCUCGCAAGCGAUGGUCGACGUAGACUAUGUCGGGGACGACUUUACCGCCAACGUCAAGGUCGCGAACGGCCUCUUGUUGGGCGUGAGCUAUCUGCAGAGCGUGACGCGGCAACUCGCGAUCGGCGGCGAAGGAUAUUACUAUGGCAAGCACCGCAAGACAAUUGCAUCAUAUGUAGCGAAGUACAACGACCCCGCCGGCAAAUGGAGCACCAUCGGCACGUAUGGAAGCCAAGGCACGUACCAGCUACACUACCUGCGCAAAGUAUCGGAGCGGGUGCGACUGGCUACUGAACUGGUGUAUAACCACGCCAAUGGCGAAGCCCAGUCAACACUGGGUGUGGAAGUGGAUCUCCGACAGACUCGCUUUGUGAGCAGCUUGGACCAAACUUUCAAGCUGGCCACGGCGUUGGAGUGCAAGGUAUUGCCCCAGCUCAUGCUGCUGCUGGCUGUGGAAGGCACGCCAGCGAACGACGAUCUCAAGUUUGGCUACGGGUUUCAGUUUUACAUGUAGAUUUUAACCAUGAAAGAGAAACAAGACGAAAUGAGAUAGACAA
Messenger RNA from Aphanomyces astaci, 1068 nucleotides. RefSeq lists its product as hypothetical. Gene Ontology annotation, biological process: protein import into mitochondrial matrix. The coding region runs from base 42 to 1025 and encodes 327 amino acids. NCBI's taxonomy places the organism in Eukaryota, Oomycota, Saprolegniomycetes, Saprolegniales, Verrucalvaceae. The transcript has 2 exons. The record is from RefSeq and is a predicted model, not a curated record. Gene Ontology annotation, cellular component: mitochondrial outer membrane translocase complex; mitochondrial outer membrane. Gene Ontology annotation, molecular function: transmembrane protein transporter activity.